AUGUCGAGCGGUAGUGGGCGAAAUGACAUCAAUAGUAAUCACCCACCACUCUUGACAAUCUCACAAGCCAAAGAGCGCGGUAUGACGGAUGCAAUAGGCGAUAUUUUUGUUCAAGAGCAAGUAAAAGAGAUAGUAAAAGAACACAAAGAUGGUGUGAUACUCAGCGAAAUACCCAAACUGUAUUUUGAAAAGUAUGGUCGCGCUCUCGUUUAUCAAGGUCAAGGAAAACUGUCAGUCGCGUUGCCGGGGAAUGUUCGUGAAAUAAAACUCCAACUACGUGGGAAAAAUCAUUUUGCCUUUUACACGCCAGACCAGCAUAAUCAUCAUAAUGAAGAAACAAGGUACGCUCUGAAUCGGAAUACGAGUAGCAAUUAUCCCGGUGAUGAAUUCAUUAGUGAGGUUAAUCGUGUGCCGUUACUGAAACCAAGAUACUUUAGAAGUGAACAGAUUUCAGAUCCAGAUAUCACUACCACCACCGGUAUCAAUAGAAAGCGUAACCGGGGAACAAUUUUUCAUUAUCAUAAAAAACAGGAGCGUGAUGAGAGUAUGAUGAUGUAUCAUCGAUUGGAUUCUCGACUAGAAAGAGAGAAUGCAGACGUCAAAGGAAUAAAAUAUCGUCGUGGAAUUUGGAAUAAACAAGAUAUGGAAAUGAAUUCUCAGCCAGAAAGCCUGAAUGGAGAAUAUGAAAUUGACAUCCGUCAUCAAAAUAAGAAGGUACUCAGGAGUUCAAAUUCAGAAAGUGAAAUUGAACCAUACAUAAAGAUGGAGUUCUAUCAAGCAGGCGAGAAUCUACCAUCAAAUAACGGCCAUCUAAGACUAGUGACCGAUCAUGAGCUAAGUUUCCAGGAAGCGAAUGGUGGAUGUCAACCUUUCGAUAACUCGAGUUCCUUCAUGCCUAUGGGAUGCGGAUUUUUUUACCCGUCGAUGCCAAUUGCACCGACGGUUCAAGUACUCGAUGAUUCUUCAGAAUGGUCACCAGAGGAACUUCAAGAGGUGUUACUGCAACUUUUAUUUUCAGAUUAG
Molecule: messenger RNA, 1023 nt
Organism: Ambispora gerdemannii
Lineage: Eukaryota; Fungi; Glomeromycota; Glomeromycetes; Archaeosporales; Ambisporaceae
Source: the annotation of a GenBank genome assembly